UAGAGAAAAGGAUCACCUUGUGGACCUAUAUGUUCAUAUUAAAAGAGGUCAAAAGCGACACCCAGAGAGAUCAAUUAAUAUAAUUAUUUUAUUUAUGUAUAUUGAUGAAAAGGUAAGAAUAUGUAUGAUGUGUAUAUGUAGGGGCAGUAGGCCUGCUGCAGUGUUCCUCGAUUUUUAUGUUGUGUGUUGCAGGUGUGGUGCCUCGCGGAGUGUUGCUACGGCAGGGCCAGCAAGUGUGGGUGGCCGAGGCUGUGUUUGUGCCACUCUUGUGGUACCAUUUUUGUCUCUCUCUCACGUCCACCUCCGUCUCCCUCUUCCUCGACGCUCGUCGUCUCCUCCAGGUCACUCCCAUCAUCGAUUACUUUAAGGGACAACUUCGGAUCUUAUUGGGAGGAAGUGUCAUAUGGCCUGAUGUAUCUCCUUCUACCCUCAGUUUUAGUACACCUUCAGACACGCAAUGGGAAACCCUAAGUGCCACCAAGAGCAUCACCUCCAUCGUCGGAGCUUUUGCUGGCGACUUGCUGGCUCCCCAAGUGUGGAACGCCGCACUCACUGAGGCAAACGUAACUCAGUUAGUUGCCUGCAAAGAAUCCUCUGCCACACAACAACAACAACAACUAAACUGGAAAUUAUACGGGAAUAAUAUUAGUGAAACUUCGAUGAAUAAAACAGAGCCAUGUAAUAGGAGAUAUUUUGACUAUCUAUUGUUUCCGGAACCCAUGAAAUAUAAUGAUAAUCUUGAGUUGUGUGUUAAGCUAAAUAUGGAAAUGAUCAAGCCUCGUUCAGGUGACGAAUAUGAGCAUUUAUUCCAAGACAUUUCAAUUCAAAAAGCAUGUACUGAAGGGCGGCGUGUGUUGUGGUUGGGUAAGGAAAGAGAUGGUUGCAAAGCUCUCAUUGCUUCGGGUAAGGAGUCAGCUCCUUGCAACUCAAACCUCUGUGGAGGCUGCCAAAUUACUCCUCGGCGGCGUCGCCUGUUUAUUUUACGAGGUUUAUGUUCUCUUCCCGCUAUAGAUUUGGCGUUUGUUGCCACCUCCAGCACAAGUGCUCGGCCGUCCUUUCAGGGCGUGGAGCGUUAUGGUAUAACGACAGUUGAAGACACGUGGGAAGUACAUGACGGAGCUACGGGUGAAGUGCUGGCAACCACAAAUGGUACUGACCCGCUUGGUAUUCGCAGCUGGCAGGUGAAGUCUAAUAUGUGCAGUGCCACUACUUCGGAAUUAGUGGGAGCGUCCCUAAGUGCAUGUGGAGAGUCUGAAACUCUCUGUAGGUCUGGUGCUUGCAUCCCCCAGAGGAUGCGCUGUGACGGGUACCCCGAUUGUCCAGAUGGUUACGACGAAGAGGAUUGCCAGCCAGUCAGAAGGCCAGUAGGUUACCUAAUAAACUCUCCGCCACCCCACCCUCCCGCUGCCAUAAGUCUCACCAUUGAUAUCACGAGAGUGGUGUCGACCGAGCCACUGACGAUAGUGCUGCUCAUUUCACUCACCUGGCAAGAUCCUCGUCUCACUUUUGCUAAUCUAAGGAAAGACGUGGACAUCCCUGUACCCAUUAAUUCUAUUAUGUGGCGCCCCCGUCUCCUGGUACUCACUCAGGAAACCGCAGCUACUGAAGACUUGUUGAGAAAAUCUCAAGCUACAGCUGGGGACCAAGGUAUCGCCACCCUCACAGCCAGAACCUCAGUGAAACCCAUCCCAGACACCAGAGAUACCCCUUCAAUAGACAUGCUUUUCCCUGGUGCUAACACCACCAUCACACUGGCCGAGUACCUUCAUCAAACCAUCGACUGCUACUUCGACCUCAGUUUCUACCCGUUUGACGUGCAUGUGUGUGAGUUGCCGCUGGUGCUGGUGCCUCACGGGGUCAACCACGCCCGCCUCCUCACUGGUAUCAACAGCGUCAAAUACACCUCGUUUUCAAGGCUCUCAAAUUUCGAGGUAGUGGAGGCCAAGAUGAAGUCUCAAAAUGCUCAGCUGGGUGGUCGGGUAUACAGCGGCGUGGUGCUGCAGGUGCAGCUGGCGCGGCAAGCAGGGUACAUGGUCCUGGCUAUCUUCCUGCCUUCUUCAGUCCUUCUGGGGGUGAGCACUGGUUCCCUCUGGAUGUCCAACAAAACACCUUCCCGCCUCAUCAUCAGCUGUUUCGUGGUGGUGGCAUUCCUUAUGAUGUGGCUCAUCACAGCUAUCACCAGCCCUUCCUCAGGGAAAGUCAAGGCUGUGGAUGCUUGGCUGUGCUUUUGUAUCAUGCAUUCCCUCCUACAUGCCACUCUUCACGUGCUACUGGAAGUGUUCUCUGAGGAAGGGGGUGUCCAACAACUGUUCUCGCGGGUGGUGUCACGUCCCAGUUCUAGACUGAGGGAAGUGAAGCCCAUUGACUCUGGAAGCCUCUACAGCAACAUUAUAAAUGGGAUGCCAGAGGGAGAGACUUGGACAGUAGGUUACUGGAUCACAUUAAUCGGUCGUGUUGUCUCCCCCAUCCUCAUCUUAGUGUUCAACCUCGUCUACUGGCCAUUCGUAUUCUAUUUUAACGUUAACGACCUACCGUAAACCAUAUUCAAAUUUUACUCCAAAAUUAACUUUACCUUCGCACUACAAGUACCUUAGAACAAUUUAAUACAAACUUACGAGGGCAAGAUGUAAAAUACCACAGUAAUACAACGUGAUUCACGUCACACUACUCCUACUGUACCAUAAGUUGGAUUCCAAUUAUUACUUUAUAACACUUAACAAGAAAUGUGACCAAGGCAUUCAAUUUUGUAUCAAUAUUCACCGUGUACUGUCAGUAAGUGUUGUGUUGUUGAACUCGUCUCUCUCAUGUAUAAAACAGAGUUGAAGUAUGGUGUAGCCGAUAUUUAUUUUAAGAAAUAUAGUAAAAGAUCUUUAUUACUGCCAUAAUGAAGCACCAAUAAAGAUAUAA
Cherax quadricarinatus is the source of this 2907-nucleotide messenger RNA. RefSeq lists its product as uncharacterized. Gene Ontology annotation, cellular component: synapse; neuron projection; plasma membrane. The record is from RefSeq and is a predicted model, not a curated record. NCBI's taxonomy places the organism in Eukaryota, Metazoa, Arthropoda, Malacostraca, Decapoda, Parastacidae. Gene Ontology annotation, biological process: signal transduction; chloride transmembrane transport; chemical synaptic transmission. Gene Ontology annotation, molecular function: transmitter-gated monoatomic ion channel activity involved in regulation of postsynaptic membrane potential; excitatory extracellular ligand-gated monoatomic ion channel activity; transmembrane signaling receptor activity.